Messenger RNA from Batrachochytrium dendrobatidis JAM81, 798 nucleotides. RefSeq lists its product as uncharacterized. The transcript has 4 exons. The record is from RefSeq and is a predicted model, not a curated record. NCBI's taxonomy places the organism in Eukaryota, Fungi, Chytridiomycota, Chytridiomycetes, Rhizophydiales. Gene Ontology annotation, cellular component: site of double-strand break; nucleolus; checkpoint clamp complex. The annotation marks the transcript as partial. Gene Ontology annotation, biological process: double-strand break repair via homologous recombination; telomere maintenance; meiotic DNA integrity checkpoint signaling.
AUAUUCCAUCUUUCCCCAGAUCGACUGCAUUUUACUAUUUCAAAAACAGAUUUUAAUACAGGCGUUCAAGUUUGGGCACAGCUUGGAACAGAAACUCUUUUUGAAGAUUACAAAAUCGAGAGUGUGAGUGACAAUCAUAUUUGGCUGGAAGUAAAAGGCGAUCAUCUUCUUCGUGCUCUCAAGUCUGGGCAAAAGUCUGUUCAGAUGAUCAUGCGGCUUAGUAAAAAACAAGGUCUUCCUGUACUCUCAUUUACCAUCACCAACCAGAGUCGCAUCGGUAAGCUUAUCAUUUUGGUUCAAGAUGUGCCUGUGAGGGUCAUAUCCCCUGACAAAACACACGAGUUUCGCGAACCAGCCACGCCUGAUUUUGAUGUGCAUAUUCUUAUGCCACCAAUUUUGAGUGUUCGUAACAUUGCUGAACGUAUGAAAGCGGUCGGACAGCGUCUUGUUAUCUCUGCCAAUAUGAGCGGUCAAUUAACAAUGGGAGUAUCGAACGAUAUUGUCAAAAUACAAACGUUUUUUAAAGAUCUGAUUAAUCCAAUACUGGUGCAGGUCGAUGUCUUGACCUGUGCAAGCACAAAUAGAAACAAGGCCGAGUUUGCAGAAGUUGAAGUGGAUAUUCGAGAUUUUAUCAAAUUUGUACAAUGCUAUCAGCUGCAUCCUUCCAAGAUACUUUGCUGUAUCAAUGAGCAAUCGUGUCUUAUUUUCUAUGUAGUAAUGGGUGAUGACGAUGAGAGUGAUACAUUGGACGAUCGAAGUGGAUCACUGACAUAUCGGAUUCCACUUCGCACAAAAUAA